UUACUCUUCGAGUUCUAACGACGGCGGACGUUCAGUGUCGCACUGGCAGCAGGCAGCAAUGGGUGACGCGUGUCGUAAAGAGGAGUUUCUGCGGCGCGAUCUGGUGGCGCAGAUAGUUGGCGGGAAUGAAGAUCUGGUCGGGUCGGAGGUUGUGGACUGUUCGCUGCGGAGGUCAUCCACCAUGGACGGUUUUAUGGCCACGAUCUACCAUCUGGAUGUAACGAUUCGAAAGUCGAGCUUGGAUGCUACGACGAUGGUUUUAAACCUGCUGGUCAAGGUGAUGAAAGGAAGUGAGUCGUUUCGGCGCGAAUCGCUGGGAUUUAUACUGUUUCCGAACGAGAUCAACGUGUACAAGAAUGUCGUUCCGGCGUUCAAGAAGCUGAUCACCGCCAGUGGUGCUGCGAUUCCGAUCGAAAGCUGGUGUCCUCGGGUGUUCUUCUCCGAGCAAGGACGUUUCCCGGCGUACAGCGAUCAGCUGGAAACGAUACUGGUCAUGCAGAACGUUCAACCCCUCGAUUUUGUGUCCGGCCCUCGUCUCGAUCUAGACGAGCCCCAUUUGCUGUUGAUGGCCCGACAGAUUGCGCAGUUCCACGCGUGUAGCUACGCUUUGCGCAUCACUAAUGAAUCAAAAUUGCGUCAAUUGGUUGACGCGAUAAUACCGCUGAACUUUGUUCAGGACGGAAAGGUCUUCUUCGAAAGCUACGACAUUGUCUUUCGGCACACCCAAGAACGACUCUUCCAAUACUUCGAAGAACAUCCAGAACUCCUCGCAGACGACAAAACUCGCUCCAACAUUGAGCUCUUUCACAAGUCCUACGGCGGGAACCCGUCCCAACUGAUGCAAAGAUGUCUCCAACAAGACGACGUCUACUCGGUGAUUCUGCACGGAGAUUACAACCGGAACAACGUCCUCUUCAAGUACGGCAACGAUGGUACACCCGAAGACGUACUCAUGAUCGACUUCCAAGAGAAUCGGUUCGGAACACCCGCACUGGAUCUAUCCUUCUUCAUGUACAUGAACAUCGCAAUGGAACUAAGAGAAAGCUGCUGGAGCAAAGUGUUGAAAUGCUACCACGACGAGCUGAUUAGAUGUCUGCUGGAGAUCACCAAACUGCCAAAGGAUGACGUCCGAUUAGAGCCGUACAGCUACGAAAACUUUCUGACCCACCUGGCCCGGUACUUUGUCUACGGGGCCAUAAUCGCGGUCAAGUUCCUGCCGGCGAUGAUGGCCUCGGAGGAAGAAAUCGCACACGUGGUGCACUACUUCCACAACGAUGUCCGGAACGAGGGCUUCCGUACGGUGCUCAAGAGCUGCGGCGGAGAAGCGGCCAGCCGACGAAUCGCGGAAGUAAUGCUGCACUGCUCCCGGAUGGGCUACCUGCAGUUCCUGUCGGAUUGAUACUGUCGAAAUACAAAGGAUACGAAUGCAACAACGA
Molecule: messenger RNA, 1436 nt
Organism: Culex quinquefasciatus (southern house mosquito)
Lineage: Eukaryota; Metazoa; Arthropoda; Insecta; Diptera; Culicidae
Exons: 3
Coding region: 59-1399 (446 amino acids)
Source: RefSeq, a predicted model, not a curated record